AUGGCUUGCUACCUGGUCAUCAGCUCCAGACACCUCCGCAACGGGCACUACCGGGGCAUCAAAGGCGUCUUCAGGGGACCGCUGUGCAAGAACGGAUCUCCCUCUCCGGAUUUUGCAGAAAAGAAGUCCACAGCAAAGGCCCUGGAAGAUGUAAAGGCAAAUUUCUACUGUGAAUUAUGUGACAAGCAGUAUCACAAACACCAAGAGUUUGACAACCAUAUUAAUUCUUACGAUCAUGCUCAUAAGCAGAGACUGAAAGAAUUAAAACAGCGGGAAUUUGCUCGAAACGUCGCUUCCAAGUCGUGGAAAGAUGAGAAGAAACAGGAAAAGGCACUGAAGCGACUUCAUCAGCUGGCUGAGUUACGGCAGCAGUCGGAAUGCGUUUCUGGAAGUGGACCAGCAUACAAAGCCCCCAGGGUAGCCAUAGAAAAGCAACUCCAGCAAGGAAUUUUCCCAGUCAAGAACGGCAGGAAGGUGUCCUGUGUGAAGAGCAGUCUCCUUCUUAAAGGAAAAAAUGUCCCCAGGAGCAUUUCUGACAAACAGAGGUCUACCGUGCCUAACCGACACCAGUUACAGACAGACAGACGAUGUCUGUUUGGAAAUCGGGUGCCACAGACACCUUCAGAUCUCAGCAGUGCAAACCACAGGACAGGAGUAUCAUUUUCCUUUUCUAAAAAAGUACACCUAAAAUUAGAAUCUUCAGCAUCAGUUUUCAGUGAGAACACAGAAGAAACCCAGGAUUGUAACAAGCCACCCAUCUAUAAAGCAAAGCAAACUGUACAGAAAUGCAAGUGCUGCAGGUUUGCAAAUGAGGAUCCAACACAGCUCUCAAAGGAAGAAAUCACAAACAUCUCACCAAGCCAUCUGGAAAGUGUUCUACACAAGAGCUUCUCCAAAAGCUCUGAAAUUCUGCAGGACAAACGUGAGCCCAUUGAUAAGACACUGGGAGAUUCCACUGGCAUGGCCCCUCCCUUCUCUGCAUCUAACAUUCAUCUUUCAGAUGUAGAAUGUUCUCCUUCCAGCAGAGAAAAGGAAACCAGCAAUGCAUGGAAGAACACUCCGGAAAACCACCCUGAUCCUCCACACCCAUCAAAUGCUUCCUCCAGCCCACCCAGCAUUUAUAGGCACAUUGAUGCCAGGAUAUUUGACUGUUUGGAUGAGUUUUCAUCGCUGGAGCCAAGUGACCGAAAGAGUGUCAUGCAUUUCAAUCCCAAAUCCAGAAUGGAGAACAGAGAAAAAUCUUUGGAGGAAACAGAAAGAAUUAGUAAAAAUGUUCAAAAACUUGAACGGGAGGCAUGCCCCCAUGAUGUGACAUCCAAACCACUGCCUUUUCUCCAUGUACAAAGCAAGGAUGGCCACACCACUCUGCAGUGGCCUACAGAACUUCUGUUCUUCACAAAAACAAAACCCUGUAUUUCUUAUGGCUGCAACCCCUUAUAUUUUGAUUUUAAGCAGUCUCAGAACACAAAGGAUGGCCAUGAUCGUGAUCCAGAGGACUUCACAACAGAAUUGGGUAAGGAGGCCUUGGAAAUGAAAACUAAAGGAGAGCACCAAGUCUCAGGUUUAAUCAAAGACCGACAAAAAUUGAUCCAAGAAGAUAAUCAGUCUCGGAAACCAAAGAUAAUGAUAACGAAUCCUGGUUGGGAAAAUUUCCAGAAAGAAUAUAAUUUGGGAUACAAUGAUUAUGAGUCUGGAGAAGGUGAACAUCAUUUUAGUGCAGGUAACGUGGAACUGAAAUAUCCUGAAGUGCCUACUCACCUUGAUGUGUCUCUGAGAGACUGCACAGGAAACAAUCCUAGUGACGAUGAAGUCCAGGAACCUCCGAGGACCCCUUGGCAGAGCAGGGGCAAGGUUGUCCUUAAUGAUGCAAAUGAGAACCUGUCUUUUCCUCCCUACAUCUCCAGGACGAAAAAGCAUAAGCUGAUUUCCUGUAGUUCUCAUUCAGAGUGUGAGGACAAAAACCAUUUCACCUGGAAUUCAAGUCCUUUGACUACAGGGGGACACAGUGACCAUGGGCAGGGCUUCAGUGUGACUCUCGACAGUAGCCACAUCAGUCUGACCAGCAGUGUUUCUGGAUGUGGAAACCAAAGUUACACAAGAUGCUCCCCCACGUCGUCUCUGAGCGGGCGUGCUAGCCCUGCAGGUGCAUCCUGGGACAGUGUGUCCAACUUGAGAAGUGCUUGUGCAAGUCACGGGACCCAUGGUGAUGGCAGGGGUAACCUGCUCUACUUUUGCAGAAGAAACCACAGAUCAGUUGAAAGACACAAACGGAAACACAGAAAGCACAACGGCCUUUGCUUGUCUGCCGAGAUCUCUAAGAGUGCCUGCCUUCAGUCUGAAACAAAGCGAGAUGCAAACUGCAAAUUGUGGGAAUCAUUUAAAAAUAAGAAGUACUCAAGACACAGGUGUUAUCACUGUAGAGAAAAACAUAGAACUGGCAAAAUGCCACCGUUUUCAGGGCCCAAAUCCCCGAGAAUCAUCCACUGUGGUUUGAGCUCACAAGUUUCCUAUGAUGCAGACAGGGAAGAACUACCUAACUGCCAGGGACCUCAACAGAGCAGAGUGGGCUCUUACUCAAGAGGGAAGAUCCAUCGCUUAAAUAAAAGCAGAAGUCAGGAGCCUUUGGCCAACCCUCACUUUUGUGAUCUGAGAAAAGUCAAGCCCAAGCAGUGUAACUCUGGGAAUGCCCACUGCCUUCUAAGGAGCUACUCCAUUGGCCCUGCAGAAACUAUGGAGUCAAACACGACAGAGGGAGACAGGACCCCCCUGACAGCCCAGAGCCUCUUAGAGAGAAUACAAGCCAAGAAGUGUCGGGAGCAGUCAACUCAUUUGGAGAUCUCUCCUAACAGCUGUAUGAAUGAAUCAGAGGCUCAUUCACAAAUCUCAUGUGCAAUUCAACUCCUACCAUCAGGUUGUUCCAGACCAGCAUUGCCUUUGUCAGAAAAAACACAAUGCAACAGUAAAAGAAGAAAUGAAAAAGGCAGUGCAGUCCAAAGGACUACUGAAAAGAACAAAAUCAAAAGUUUGCAGCCCAAUAAUGUCACUGUUCUAGCAGAUAACAGUUGUGACCAUCUUUCUAAAGGUCUAAUUCACUUAGUAGCAGAGUCUCAGUCACUAAAUGGGAGAAAGAACCCGGCAACAAAAGGCCAAUCAAAACCCUCAAUUAGUGAAGCCCAACCUUUGAGUCAAAGCUGUGACCCACUGCCCAAUAAUUUCCCUGGUGCUUGUCCAACCAAUAGAUAUACUGGUGUUGGUGAUGCAACAGAGACCAAAGAGGACCAAAUAAAUCUCGACUUACAGGACGUAAGCACGCAGAUGCAUCACGGAGAGGGGGAUAUAAACUCUUACCAUGACAGAACUAUGCAGAAGCAUGACAAAGCAGAAGAUGGAUUGGAAGUGUGUCAUAAAUCUCUCUCCCCCCCUCUAAGUCAACAGCCCAUAACGUUUUCUCCCGAAGAAAUAGAUAAAUAUAAGCUCCUCCAGCUGCAAGCCCAGCAGCACAUGCAGAAGCAGCUCUGGUCAAAGCAUCUUCGAGUUCUGCCUGCCGCAGCGCCCACUGCCUUCUCCCCAGCCUCAGCUGUGCCAACAGUUCCAGUUCACCAGCACGCCUCGAUCACCACCAUCCACCACACGUUCCUGCAGCACUUCGCUGUGUCUGCCUCCCUAAGUUCCCACAACAGUCACCUCCCUAUCGCUCACCUGCAUCCUCUGUCACAGCCACAUUUCACUCCUAUUUCGUUUUCAACUCUCACUCCCACCAUUAUCCCUGCACACCCUGCUUUCAUAGCCAGCCAUCCCCUACAUUUAGUCACGGCCGCUCCCUUCCAUCCAUCUCACAUAACUCUGCAGCCCCUGCCCCCGGCGGCAUUCAUCCCAACCUUGUUUGGCCCCCACCUAAACCCAGCCACGACGUCUAUUAUCCACUUGAAUCCUGUAAUCCAGCCCAUGUUCCAAGGUCAAGAACUUUGUCACCAUUCCUGCUCCAGUCAGAUGCAACAGUUAAAUGGCAUGAAGGAGGCCUUAAAUGUUUCAGCACAUUUGAACUAAUAGGUGUGAAAGCCCCUCUGGUGGAUAAACGAAGCAAAUUGUCACUACCUACAAAACGAUAGAUUUAAGGUGAUCUGUCUGAUUUUUAUGAGAAUUAAGAUACCUGUGUCAAUUCAAAGUGUGACCAAUAUAUAAAUAUGAACUGAGUUGCCAAUAAUGAAAUAUAAGAUAAUUUUAAGAAUUUCUUUUAACUUGUAAAAAUAAUAGGAGAAAUAGAAUUAUUUUGUAGAAGAGCACAAGGGAAAGUAUUUUGUUUGGGAUGAGUUCUUGUGCAACAUUAUUAAGUGGUAACAGAAAACAUUUAGAACGGCAAUAUUACAAAGAAAAAUCAAAAGAAAUAUAAGACUAUGCUGUAGGUGUUUGUUUAGUGAAUGAAUGAAUGUGCAUUUCAUUUUCUCAGCAAAAAUAAAUCAGUUCUUUAAAACAAUUAUUCAGGUUGAAAUCUAUCCUCUAAUGAAACAAUCUUUAAGCAGAUUGUAGAGUUUCUGUAAAAAAAAAAAAAAUUGGUGAACUUCAUUUGACACAAA
Molecule: messenger RNA, 4574 nt
Organism: Lepus europaeus (European hare)
Lineage: Eukaryota; Metazoa; Chordata; Mammalia; Lagomorpha; Leporidae
Gene: ZNF804B
Product: zinc finger protein 804B
Exons: 4
Coding region: 1-4047 (1348 amino acids)
Cellular component (GO): nucleus
Source: RefSeq, a predicted model, not a curated record